Molecule: messenger RNA, 2973 nt
Organism: Humulus lupulus (European hop)
Lineage: Eukaryota; Viridiplantae; Streptophyta; Magnoliopsida; Rosales; Cannabaceae
Exons: 1
Coding region: 1-2973 (990 amino acids)
Molecular function (GO): catalytic activity
Source: RefSeq, a predicted model, not a curated record
AUGGAUAACUGCAAUAUAGCUAGUUGGAACGUUAGGGGUGUUAAUAACAAGAAUAAACAAAACUUUGUUCUAGAGUUUUGUAGUCUGAAUAAAAUUGGAGUUGGGGCCUUGCUUGAAACCAAGUUGAAGGAUAACAAGAUUAAAGAGAUGAUGAUGAAUAAGUUCAGUAGUUGGGAUUACUAUAGUAUCCCGACCAUUGAAGGUCGUUUGCUUAUUAUUUGGAGAAAAAGCUUUGUUAAGGUGAUAGUCUUGGCUGAAUCCUCUCAGUUUGCUCACUGUUAUGUGAAAAUGUCAGGUCAAGAAGAAGCUUGUUGUAUUACGUUUGUUUAUGGUUUGAAUACCACUGAUGAGAGGAAAAGUCUAUGGGUGGAUUUAUUGAAUCUCAAGUUUCCUAUGAAGCCUUGGCUGCUUCUUGGAGAUUUCAAUGAAGUCUUCAAUAGUGAAGACAGAGUUGGGGGGAAUCCUAUCUCUAUGAAUGACUUGACUGAUGCUUCUUUAUGGCAAGCUCAAGUUCAUGUGGAAGCUCUCAAAAGAUCAGGUUCGAAUUUUACUUGGUCUAACAACCAAGAUGGUGCUAGUAGAAUCUAUUCUAGAAUAGAUCAUGCGUUUGCCAAUGAGGAAUGGCAUGAUAUUUUUCCUAAUUCUACUAUCCAUUUUGCUUGGGAAGCAAUUUCUGACCAUUGCUCUUGUGUGGUUGCGGCUACUGUUUCAGAGAAGAUAGGCCUUAAGCCUUUUCGUUACUAUAAUUUUUGGGUUGAACACCCGGAGUUCAAGGGGUCUGAUGUUGUUGAUCAUUUUUUAAACCACUUUCGUGGUUUUAUGGGUAGUAAAAACACAACCAAUAUGCGGCUGAAUGUUAAGUGUAUGGGAAAAGGAGCUAGGCUUGGUCUGGAGCAGCAGUUGGCUAUUCUGAAAGCAUUCUCUAAUAAGGAAAUUAAGGAUGUUAUGUUCAGUAUUCUUGAUGAGAAAUCCCCUGGGCCUGAUGGGUAUGGCUCGGGUUUUUUCAAAAUAAUGUGGCCUGUUGUAGGGACUGAAUUUUGCAAAGUUGUUCAGGAUUUCUUUGCUACGGGGAGUAUGCCAUAUGAAUUUCAUUCUACAAUGAUAUCUUUAACUCCUAAGAAGGAUAACCCCUCGAGAGCUGUUGAUUACCGUCCUAUUGCGUGCUAUUCUACAAUAUACAAAUGCAUUUCAAAACUGACGUGUUUGAGGCUUGCGGGAGUGCUUCCUUCCUUGGUCAACCAAAACCAAGGAGCCUUCAUUAAGGGCAGAUCCUUAGCUCACAAUGUGAUGAUAUUGCAAGAUCUAUUAAAGAACUAUAAGAGAAAGACAGUAUCUCCUAGAUGCACCAUCAAAAUAGAUAUUAGCAAGGCUUAUGAUACUGUUAACUGGGACUUUCUUGAGGCUUUGCUCAAUGCCUACAACUUGCCUGAAAAAUUUGUUCGAAUGGUAAUGAUUUGUAUUCGGUCAACUACUUAUUCUAUUACAAUGAAUGGGAGGGUGCAAGGCAGCUUCAAGGGUGAGAAAGGGUUGAGACAAGGUGACCCAUUAUCUCCUUUACUUUUUGUCCUUAUCAUGGAAUAUCUAACCAGAAGGCUUCAGCUUGCUGCUUCCCAAUCCUUAUUCAGAUAUCAUCCUUUAUGUAAGGGUCUAAAGCUCAUUAAUCUCUGCUUUGCAGAUGAUUUAAUUUUGUUCAGUAAAGGCUCUAGACAGUCAGUGUUAGUUAUUAAAGAGGUUCUUUCUGAGUUCAAUAAAACAACAGGUUUGCAUGUCAGUGAGGACAAGUCGCAGGUCUUUUUCGGUGGUGUCAAUUCUAAUGAGAAGAGUGCUAUCCUCAAUGAUCUCCAACUCAUAGAAGGAGUAUUCCCCUUCCAAUAUUUGGGGGUGCCUCUUAGGCCAACCAAGUGGAAAGCUGAAGACUGUGGCAUUAUCAUCAAGAAAAUAAAUCAGAGGCUGCAUUCUUGGGCUAGUAGACACUUAUCAUUUGCUGGAAGAAUGCAGUUGAUUCACUCUGUGUUGUUUGGUCUUCGCAACUACUGGAUGAGCAUUUUUGUGCUGCCCCACAGUGUGACUAAAGAGGUUGAGAAAAUGUGUAGAGGCUUUCUUUGGGGUGUUAAUGGUAACAGGAGUAAAAUUCAUAUUGCCUCUUGGGACAAGGUGUGUCUCCCGAAGUCUUAUGGGGGUCUUGGGUUCAAGAAUGGGAUAAAAUGGAACCAGGCUAAUCUUGCCAAGUUUAUCUGGGCCAUCACUGAAAAGAGUGACUUACUAUGGGUCAAAUGGAUCAAUUCCAUUUAUCUUAAAGAUGUCUCUUUCUGGUCUUAUGAGCUUAAACCAGACACGAGCUGGUACUGGCGCAAGCUCUGUCACUUGAGUCUUCGAUUUACCUGUUCUGAGAUUGCAGCUGCUGGUUGUUCGGGUAAGUUCAAAUCUUCAGCUCUUUAUAACAGUUCAUUAAAUCAAACUCAGGUUUGCUACUACUUUAAAGCUAUCUGGAACUCUUAUAAUCUGCCUAAGCACCGGUUUUUGUUGUGGCAAGUGGUGAAUUCCCAACUCCUCACCAGAGAUAAUUUGAUCAAGUUUCAUCUUAAUUUGGUUUCAUUGGACUGCCCUGUGUGUGGAAUCAGUCUUGAGUCUCACGAGCAUCUGUUUUUCAGCUGCAGUUUAUCUGGUAAAGUAGUAGAUCAGAUUUUCAAUUGGUUAGGCUUGAUUGCUUGGCCUAAGGAUUUCAGCAGUUGGAUUAAUUGGCUGAAUCUGAAAGUGGCUGGUUUGAUUCACUAUAUCAAUAUUGUUGUUCUUGCAGCAGUCAUCUAUUAUCUCUGGAUUAAUAGGAAUAGGUGUAUUUUUGAAGGCUAUUCCCAUUCGGUUUCCCUUAUUGUGAAUGACAUUAGAGAUACAGUGAAGUAUAGAUUACUCUUUGUAAAAAAUAGAAACUUGAAUAGACUUGAGAGAAAUUACUUGUUGAGAUUACUUAUGUAA